This is a messenger RNA of Penicillium arizonense, 446 nucleotides long. Its product is annotated as ankyrin repeat domain-containing protein. Lineage: Eukaryota; Fungi; Ascomycota; Eurotiomycetes; Eurotiales; Aspergillaceae. The record is from RefSeq and is a predicted model, not a curated record. Gene Ontology annotation, molecular function: protein binding. The transcript has a single exon. The coding region runs from base 3 to 446 and encodes 147 amino acids.
GCAUGGAAUGUGUUCGAAAACUUCUGUUGCUUGGAGCUGAUGUUCAAUUUCGAAACAACGAUGGGCUGGCACCUCUUUCCCUUGCUGUGCGCAUGGGAUCCAUUGAGUCAACAAAGAUUCUACUCGAACAUGGAAGCUGUGCUAAUUCGAGAGACAAAGAUGGCAAAUCCCCUCUGCAUUAUGCUGCCGAGGCACGGAACGUCCACAAGAUUGUCAAACUUCUCAUUCAAUAUGGGGCCGAUGUGAACUCUCGGGAUAUGCUUGGAUUCACGCCAUUGCAUCGAAUUGUCGCCAAAGAAGAGACGUGGGAAGCAGCGGGGGAGUUGUUGAAGGCCGGGGCUGAUCGAUACGCCAUAGCUGAUGAUGGAAAGUUUCCUCAUGACAUGGUUCCUGAUGGCCCCUGGGCAGAAACGAAACGUUCUUUGAUUCGUUUUUACAUGUCGUGA